Messenger RNA from Penicillium cosmopolitanum, 294 nucleotides. RefSeq lists its product as uncharacterized. The transcript has a single exon. Gene Ontology annotation, cellular component: intracellular membrane-bounded organelle. Lineage: Eukaryota; Fungi; Ascomycota; Eurotiomycetes; Eurotiales; Aspergillaceae. Gene Ontology annotation, biological process: D-ribose metabolic process; pentose-phosphate shunt, non-oxidative branch. The record is from RefSeq and is a predicted model, not a curated record. The coding region runs from base 1 to 294 and encodes 97 amino acids. Gene Ontology annotation, molecular function: ribose-5-phosphate isomerase activity.
AUGUCCAACGUUGAAGAGGCAAAGCGCGCCGCCGCGACCACCGCCGUCGCCAACCACUACCCCAAGAAUGCGCAAUGGGUUGGUAUCGGCAGUGGUACAACCAUUGUUUAUGUCGUCGAGGCAAUCAAGGCCCUUGGUGUCGAUACCUCUGCCACUCGCUACGUUCCCACGGGAUACCAGUCCCGCCAGCUGAUCGUCAACGCGGGGUUGACAGCCGUCGAGUUCGAUGCUAUCCCCGCGGAACCGUCCUGGAUGUCGCAUUCGACGGCGCGGACGAGGUUGACGACGAGCUGA